Seriola aureovittata is the source of this 1708-nucleotide messenger RNA. RefSeq lists its product as uncharacterized. The record is from RefSeq and is a predicted model, not a curated record. Gene Ontology annotation, molecular function: (1->3)-beta-D-glucan binding. Lineage: Eukaryota; Metazoa; Chordata; Actinopteri; Carangiformes; Carangidae. Bases 166 to 1338 code for a protein of 390 amino acids. The transcript is spliced from 12 exons. Gene Ontology annotation, biological process: cellular response to molecule of fungal origin.
GCAGCGGUGUUGAACAGGUGUUGAACAGGUGUUGGACAGGUGAAGCUCAUCAGGCUGAUUCUUCAGGAAGCAGCUGUGCAGCCGCGAGCUCCCGUCACUGCGCGCGACUUCCACAGUAGCUGCAGUUCAGCCUGGUCGCGAGAGCAAACGGAGCUCAGGUAGAUAAUGGUGUGUGUGUUGGCUCCUCUCCUCUUGGCCGUUCUCCUGAACGAGGCGUCCGGCUCGCACUUCUCUGCAGCAGGGGCGGGACCGGCCUCUCCGUGCCCGGCUCAGUGGCUCCUGUUUGGGAAGAGAUGCUUCGCUUUCUACCCUGUGUGGAGCUCCUGGAGCGCUGCCGAUUCUAUGUGCUCUCAGACAGGUAGUAGACUUGUGUCUCUCCACACACCAGAGGAGAUGCAGUUUGUUCAUCAGCUGGCGAACACAAGAAUUCCUGUGUGGUUGGGUGGAUACCAGUCACAACAGAAUGGCUCUUGGUUGUGGAGCGACAGGUCUCCCUUCAGGAUCAGCAGCUUGAUCAAUCAGAGGAGGGGGAGGAUCACAGAGGGCAGAGUGUGCACGAGCAUGGAGCCAAAAAGUGCAGAGCUGCAUAGCGCCCCCUGUAGACAGCUCAGAUUCUACAUCUGCUCCGUGGAAGCCAGCUACAGUCACACUGUCGCUCCUGGCAACAGGGAAGAGGCGGAGCCAGACAUGGUCGCCGGGGUGAGCUUGUAUGACGUCAUGUGGCGUUACAGUCACGGGUUGGCGGAGGACGUCCUCUCCUCGUCCCGCCUCCUCAGGAAGCUUCGGUCCGGAAACCUGACGCAGCGCUGCUACACCAGCUUCACCCAGCAGGAGGCGCUGUACCUGCGCAGAGUCAGCAGCACUGUGGAGGUCCUGAUUAGUCGUCCGCAGGAAGCAGACGACAUGAGGUCACUGCUGCUGGACACAUUUAAACACUACAGCAGCAGACACCAGAGGCUUCCUCCUCCAUUCGCCCCACUGUGGCUCUACCUGUCGCUUCAGUCUUUCCACUCUGUGGUUUUGGAGGAGCCGGUCUAUUGGCUGGUGGCUCUGUCGGCUCGGGCCCGCCUCCGUAGCUUCUUGGCCACGGAGCUGCUCCUCGACGAGCGCGGGCCCCGGCCCCGGCAGGUGUCCGGGUCUGUGGGCGACUACAUCUACCGGGACUGGUGGAAAGACAGUCUGAGGGAGGUCGCCUGGACCCACAGGUUCAGAAAGGUGAUAGAGAAACACCAGAAUAAGAUGAAUGUGUUUAAAGCCAUCAACAUCUUCAGAGAGCACAUGAUGAACCAGAAGAGUUUCUACAGGGCUGUAGACUGUGAUGCUGAGGCUGACGAGUGAUGAAGAGGAGGAGAGCACGACGGGGCCGCCGGUGAAGAUGAGUCAUACUGGUUACAAGUCAUUUAGCUUGAUUUAUUUUUACAGUUGAGCUGCUGAGAGUACGAGACGAAAUCCUCCAGUCUCUAUUUCCAGCAUCGGUCCGAAGUGAAGAACAGAACUCACCUGUGCACCACGAUCAAGGAAAAAGACUUUAAACCUGUUCUACAAGUUUGUGUGUAGUUAAAGUGCCUCAUGUCGAGAGCGGUGAAUUCAUCACACGAAGAACAGGAAUGUUAAAUACUGAAAGGAAUUCCUUCUGAGGGGAGGGGGCGUCUUCUUUCUGUCACAUUCAAGUAGAAAACACUUGAACAAUAAAAGAAAAAAAGGCCUA